Molecule: messenger RNA, 2395 nt
Organism: Ailuropoda melanoleuca (giant panda)
Lineage: Eukaryota; Metazoa; Chordata; Mammalia; Carnivora; Ursidae
Gene: CYP11A1
Product: cytochrome P450 family 11 subfamily A member 1
Exons: 8
Coding region: 1048-2136 (362 amino acids)
Biological process (GO): cellular response to peptide hormone stimulus; glucocorticoid biosynthetic process; C21-steroid hormone biosynthetic process
Cellular component (GO): mitochondrial inner membrane
Molecular function (GO): heme binding; cholesterol monooxygenase (side-chain-cleaving) activity; iron ion binding
Source: RefSeq, a predicted model, not a curated record
UCCCUCCCUUUGAGGAAGGAGGAGAGGCGAGAACUUGGCUUAUACCUGUAUAUUUUUAUAUUUUGCCUUAUACUGUAUCUUGAAUUUACUUUCUUAUGCAUGAGAGUGGACUUUUCUGCCAUUUCCCCCAGAGACCGCCUACAAAUGCUUUGUGACAUUACCUGCGCUUGGCGCUUGAGGCCUAAUGUUUUACCUGUGGUUUUGUUUGAAUAGAGACAAAGUGCUCUGCUGGAAUCCAAGGAGAGGCAGGGUGGCCACUCCCAGCGUUUCAAUCCUAGAGCCUAGAAGCAUCUGGCUGGCCAGGUGUCUGGACUGCCCACGUAGCAGGCCACACUGAGUCACUCCAGUAGUGGCAUGACGUUCCUGAGCUCUGCAGUGGGUGCGAUGGGGGGAGGGAGCUGAGGGUGUGGAAGAGCGUGGGAGCAAGGACUUGAUGGUCCUGGGGGUGGGGGGCUGGUCCUGGGGACAUGCCCGUGUAUGGCAGCAGCUACUGUGACCAUGAGCAUAGAGCUGUCACUUACAGAAUGCCUAAUAGGAGUCACAUGCCUAGACUUUAUCAUCUUGUCCUUCAGCGCCCCUGUGAGACAGGUACUGUAUCCCUAUUUUAUAAAAAAGGAAACUGGGACUCAGAGAGGCUGAGCGCCUUGCCUCAGGUCCCACAGCGAGGACGGUGUGGAAUGGGACGCAUUCCCAGGACUGCUUGCUCUGUGCUCUAGGCCCUGACACAGUUAUAGAUGAGCUGAGAGCCGUCCUGAUUGCCCAGGGCCUGCUUGGCUUUCCUGGAAUCCGCCAUAGCCCGUCUCCUCCGUUCCUCCAGGGAGAAGCUGGGCAGUGUGGAGUCGGUUUAUAUCAUCGACCCCGAAGAUGUGGCCCUUCUCUUUAAGUUCGAGGGUCCCACUCCAGAACGAUUUUGCAUCCCGCCCUGGGUGGCCUAUCACCAGUAUUACCAGAGACCCCUCGGCGUCCUGUUGAAGGCCUGAGGGCCUGUGUUUUCUCAGGAAGUCAGGAGCUUGGAAGAAAGACCGGCUGGCCCUGAACCCGGAGGUGAUGGCUCCAGAGGCCAUAAAGAGCUUCAUCCCCCUGCUGGACCCAGUGUCUCAGGACUUUGUCAAAGUCCUGCAGAGGCGCAUCAAGCAGCAGGGCUCUGGAAAGUUCUCAGGGGACAUCAGUGAUGACCUGUUUCGCUUCGCCUUUGAGUCCAUCACCAACGUCAUGUUCGGGGAACGCCUGGGGAUGCUGGAGGAGAGAGUGGACCCUGAGGCCCAGCGGUUCAUUGACGCGGUCUACCAGAUGUUCCACACCAGUGUCCCCAUGCUCAACUUCCCUCCAGACCUGUUCCGUCUAUUCAAGACCAAGACCUGGAAAGACCAUGUGGCUGCAUGGGAUGUGAUUUUCAAUAAAGCUGAGAUCUACACCCAGAACUUCUACUGGGACCUGAGGCACAAGAGAGACGUCAACAAUUACCCAGGCAUCCUCCACCGCCUCCUAAAAAAUAACAAGCUGCUCUUUGAGGAUGUCAAGGCCAAUAUCACGGAGAUGUUGGCCGGGGGUGUGGACACGACGUCCGUGACUCUGCAGUGGCACCUGUACGAGAUGGCACGCAGCCUGAGAGUUCAGGAGAUGCUGCGGGAGGAGGUCCUGGCCGCCCGGCGCCAGGCCCAGGGAAGCAUGAGCGCCAUGCUGCAGCUGGUCCCGCUCCUCAAAGCUAGCAUCAAGGAGACACUGAGACUCCACCCCAUCUCCGUGACCCUGCAGAGAUACCUUGAAAAUGAUUUGGUUCUUCGAAAUUACAUGAUUCCUGCCAAGACGUUGGUGCAGGUGUCCACCUAUGCCAUGGGCCAGAACCCCACCUUCUUCUUCAAUCCGAGCAAGUUUGACCCAACCCGAUGGCUGGGUAAAGACAAGGACCUCAUCCACUUCCGGAACCUGGGCUUUGGCUGGGGCGUGCGCCAGUGUGUGGGCCGGCGGAUCGCGGAGCUCGAGAUGACCCUCUUCCUCAUGCACAUUCUGGAGAACUUCAGAGUUGAAAUGCAACAUCUCAGUGAUGUGGGCACCACAUUCAACCUUAUCCUGAUGCCCGACAAGCCCAUCUUCUUCACCUUCAGACCCCUCAACCAGGACCCACCCCAGGUGUGAUUAGAGAGGGUGGACACUGCCUCCGCCACCCAUCAAGCCAGCAGGGGUGCUGGAGGGAGGCCCGAGGGGUGGCACCCCUGGUGCUCUCUGCUCUUCAGUCCUUGGUACCCCUCCCCCGCUCCUUUGGGACCGGCUCUGAGAAGAGAGAGUUGGUGCUCAGUGGUCAGCUGCCCAGCUCAGCCAGGGCACCCCUCUUUCCCGCCACCUCUUCCUCCUCUUCGCCUGCCCAGGGACGCAAUAAAUGGCUGAACUACGUGAA